Molecule: messenger RNA, 634 nt
Organism: Acanthoscelides obtectus
Lineage: Eukaryota; Metazoa; Arthropoda; Insecta; Coleoptera; Chrysomelidae
Source: the annotation of a GenBank genome assembly
GACUAUGUCGACUGGACUAUCGCGCUGAUGCUGAUUAUCGUCGACUCCGCCCGCAGGCUUAUUACGUAAAAAUUUCCAACUCUGAUCGGUGAGCAACCGAUCACCAACCGACUUGCGACCGAUUGUCGACCGACUGAAAAAUUCGUAUUCGCUAACGCAGUUGGCAACCGGUUGCCCAACUGUCAUUGAAUGCAGUUUUUGCGACCGAAACAGCGCCACUGGCAAUCGAGUAGCAACUGGUGGAACUAAAGUGACAUACAUAUGAUGAUAAACAAUCGUUGUUCGUUGUGUUUAUAAAUCGAAAAAUAAAUAAAUACAUUGUGGGUCGUGAUUGUGAAUUUAAAAUUAACUAUGGGACCUAGUUUUGUUGAAAAUUCAACGCAAAUUAAUCCUAAUUUAGCUAAGGACAGUGUUGGGCUUGGAGGGAGAUCAAAGGAGACAAUUAAUAGAAAGUGGGACGAAUUAGCGAUAUGUCUGAAUACUCAUGGAUCUGGAGCUACAAAAAAUGGACAAUGCUGGAGAAGGGUGAGUUUAUGUUACAUUUCGUUAUUCAUCCUUUUUUCAUCGCUAAUUCAUAAUUUUUAUAAUUGUGCUGAAUCUUAUUUUUCAUUAUAAGAUUACAACCUUUUGCUAU